UAGAACAAAGUAUUUUUGUACCAUUUCCAUUAGAUCAUACAACUUGAAUUGUUUAUCGAAAUUUUUUAUAUAUUUUUUUGUUUUGUUGAUCAAAAUAAUCUGUUACAAAACUCUCAUAAUUUCACCACAUAUUCCACAUAUAAAUAACAACAUGUCGUCUAAAGUUCGUGGUAAUAAGGCUUCCAUGCUGAGGGCUAAGGGAAACGUUGAAAAACCCACUCCCACAACUUUGUCUUGGGCUCCUGCUUCCACCCGGUGCGCAGAAUUUGCUCCAGCUCCCUCCAUUAAUCCUGGCUCGAGAUCCACCAGUCGCAGCCGAAGUCAAGUCCCGACCAUCCGCGUCCCGACCAGCCGCAUCCCGAUCCGUCGUGGUUUGGGUACCAGCUCGCGAAACACUUCCCCAGUUCGGGCAUCUCCAUUGAAAGGUCCAUCCAGUGUCAGUGCGUGCUCCUUGCCCAAUCGACUUCCCUUCGAAAGUAAACUGGGCGAUCACGAUCGUGAAACUGAUGUGGACAAGGAAACUUGCAAGCGGGAUUCUCCGUCGCGUCGCACAAAGGUCCUGGUUCAUGAAAGGAAGGAGAAUUUAGAUGAUACUGGAAAAUCCCAUCGCCGGGUAAUCGAACUGAACAAGGUGCGGGCUCUCGAAUCGGAGAAAAAGAAGCUGGAAUACAUGCAAUCAGAGUUUAUGCACAAACUGCGCUCCUUGGGUUCCCAAAAACUUGAGGGAGUCUACAAGUUCGUGGCCUUCGUAUUUAACGAGGAGUGUAAGAUCGUGGUCCACGAGGAAGACCUGCUGCGAUUGCCCAAGAAUCUGCCCGCUGAGAGUGUCCGUGAUUUGAAGGAUCGUUGUCGUUCCGUGGUCGAUAUGGGCUUUAUGGUACUCUACGAUCACCUGCAGUUCAUUCAUAGGGCAAAGGAUGAGUUCGAGGCUCGUGCCAAACGCGAGGACAUUCGAAACAAGUUGAAGAAUUUGGUGAACCGCAAAAUGAAAAGCAUUACCGAAGAAAUCGAACAAUUGUGCAAUCCCAACCCAAAAACCGAGUGUGCUAACCCAAGUUUGUAUCGCGAGAUGGCGGAUCUGCGGCUGGAGAAGAAGCACAUGGAAGGUCGGUACUUUGAUAUCAGGAAGGAGCACUGUGACCAGAUGAACCAACUGAAGGCCGAGCACGAGGCUAAGCUGGCUUCCGAACUGGCCAAUCGGGAUCAGGUCAUCAGUGAGCUGAAGAAGAGCCUGCGGCGCACCGAGGAGGUGGUCAGUGAACAGUCCAUUCGGCUGGCCGAGAAGAAGGCUUCGUUGAUAGACGAGGAUGGAACCAUCGAAGAACUGCGAUCCGAACUGGCCAAGCUGAAGUCUGUCAAUCAGCGAAUGUUCCAACGCUUGGAGGAGGCGGACGUUGGUCUGGAACGAGCCCGCCAAUCCAUCGAUAAGCAUUUGGGAAGGAUCACCUACUUGGAGGGCGAACUGAAGGAGGCGCGCGAGCUCAUCGUCAAUCUGCAGAAGCGUCCGGAUGUCAUGGACAGUGGCGUCAUGGAGAAGGAUCUGAUCAUUGCCGAUCUGAAGUUGCAACUGCACAAUCUCGAGCAACAUAAAAAUGUUCUAAACAAUCAAGUUAGCAAUGCAUUGAAGCAGCACGCGGACUAUGACGAUUUGAGUGGAAAAUAUAGAAAAGCUGUGAUGCAGAUAAGUGAGCUUAAAGAAGCCUUAAAGGUCAAGUCCGAUGAAUCAGAGAGCCAUGUCCAGGCCGAGGAGCAGUUAAACAAGGAGAUGGUCAAGAUGCGGGAGAAGAUAAAUCUCGACCAGCAGAUGCUCAAUGCUCGGAGUGACCUGAUCAACAGCCUGCAGAAGAACGAGCAGGAGAACCGCACCAAGAUGGACAAAAUGUACUAUCAAGUUAGCGAGAAAGACACACUGAUCAAUCAGGUAAACAUCGAGCUGGCCUCCAAGGAGGAGGAGUCCCGCAAUCUCUUCGGAACUUUGACAUUCAAACAAAAGGAGGUGAGGAGGCAGGAGCAUGUCAUCCAGUUGCUGAAGGAGCAAAAAGCACGGGGUUCUAUGGCGCGAGUCGAACAGGAGGAGCGGAAUGUCAUUAUGCAGGAAGAGAUUAAGCGUUUGAAGCAGACCCUUCAAGGUUAUGCCAGAAUUAUUAUUGGCAAUAGUGGUCAACAUUUUUUUGAAGUUGUGCCAGCUGACGAAGUUCCGCGCAACAGGAGCAGUGGCAAUCGGGAUCGAGGGGAGACCCCCAUUAGCAACGGCAUGAACUGCGAUUGGACCAAUCCACAAGAGCAGGAAGUGUCUCCACCGCAUGGUAGAUUCUUUGAGCCACUGCAGCACCAACUGUUGCAACACCAGCGAUCCGUCAGCCCUCGUCAUUCGCAUGUCGAUCUUCAGCAUUCAACCAGGCAUUCCCUCCGUUCGCGUUUGCAUCAUCCCCGCAAUCAUCAUCAAAAUUCGCAACAUACCAUGCAUCAUCUGCCUUCCCUACAAUUGCGUCGUCAUCAGCAAUCCCGAGAUCGUCGAUAAAAUCAAAUGGAACACCAAUUCCCAACAGAUAACACUGAGCAUGAAAAUUCCGCAGACAAACAAACCAAAUUUAUUGUAAUUGUUGGCCAAUGGCGUUCAGUUUUUGUACCCAUAAAUAAUAAGUAUUUGUAAAUUCUG
Molecule: messenger RNA, 2659 nt
Organism: Drosophila rhopaloa
Lineage: Eukaryota; Metazoa; Arthropoda; Insecta; Diptera; Drosophilidae
Gene: salto
Product: filamin-A-interacting protein 1
Exons: 10
Coding region: 152-2521 (789 amino acids)
Source: RefSeq, a predicted model, not a curated record